AUGAAUGACUUCUACGUUAUUUCACAGUUGGCUGUCCUAUGUCAACCGAAAAAUGGUUUCUCAAAGGCAAUCUAUUUUACUAUUUAUGGACAACACCUCUUGCCAUAUCCAAGACGCAGUAUUUUCCAUCGUGAAAUCGGUACGGCUGCCUCUUCAAUGUUACAACCAAUGGAUCAGGGCGUGAUUUGGUCUUUCAAAUGUUCGUUUCGGAAACAUACACUGGAAUAUAUUUUGUCUUUGAUCGAAGAUGAGCAACGUAUCAUGAAAGCCGAGGUAAACAUUCUUAUGGCCAUGCAUCCGGUCAAGAAAGUCAAAGUCAAAGUUUUGUUAUGGACAUUACUUACAAGCAGAAGCUUUCCUUGUCCCAAUGGCUAUGAAGGUCGUCUACAGUCUACUGGUCUGUUCCCAAUUGCGUAUCGACGCCUCAUGGGAGAUCUCAUCNCGGCCGGUGAACUGGAUAAGUUGGAGCGUGUACAACGUGCUGCCACUAGAAUCGUUGUUGGACUAAGCGGGACCAGCUAUGAAGGUCGUCUACAGUCUACUGGUCUGUUCCCAAUUGCGUAUCGACGCCUCAUGGGAGAUCUCAUCUACCUGAGGAAGAUCCUGAGAGGUGAUAUGGACCCGGAGCUGCAACAGUACUUCCCUUUACGGACAGAGCACUGCACGCGGAGGCACUCUCUCACGUUGCGGAAACUUCAGUCAGUUGGUCUCCCGUUAGUCUACCGACUCUCGCAUGAAAUCGUUUCGAAUCAAGCUAAGCAUCGCAAAGAAGAAGUUGAAUGUGAGGCAGUGAACGCACCGGAAGUUAUCUCAAUCAGAGAAGCGCAGAAGUUAUUGGAUCACUUGAAGCUCUUUGCCUUGGCUAAUAAUGGGAGUUUGGGUCGAUUAUUGGAGUAUAUAAUUGAUUUAAACAGCGCGUUUGUUGAUUUUCAACGGAGAGCCAAGUUGAGACAAACGACGAUUUAUGAUUUGCUAAAAGUACAUCUUUGUAAUCUGCAAAGAUUUUUGGCAAUUUUGUGGGGCAUUGAACUGAACUGUGGGGCCCUCGAAUGUCGUUAUUUUUGCCGCAGUGGUCACCAAAGCCACGGUCAUUCGGUCUACCAAUGGGCUGUCGCACUAACGUGCAAACGGGCGAACCAUAAUCACGAUCGACUGCAUCAGGCCCCGAAAUUACAGAAGGGAGAAAAUGGACUGGAUGAGGACAAAAAAUGUGAUGCCCUUGGCGAAGAUGAUUACGUAUUGCUUGAAAGACUGUGA
Echinostoma caproni is the source of this 1257-nucleotide messenger RNA. The record is from the annotation of a GenBank genome assembly. NCBI's taxonomy places the organism in Eukaryota, Metazoa, Platyhelminthes, Trematoda, Plagiorchiida, Echinostomatidae.